AUGCACCGCGUCAAAAAACACUCGCACAUCAUUCUCUCUUUGUCAUACAACGCGCAGACACCGCCUUUUUUCUCGCAGGCAGACCAAGAGCCGCUCAAUGCUCUGCUGCUGCCGCUUUUUGGACACUUUCUCUCCGACUUGGCAGUUCGCGCGUCUUUGCCCCGUGUCUACAAAACUCUUGUGAGAGACGAGCCGAGAAAGAAAGCAAAUAAUUUUUACACGUACGCGAAGUGCAAGCUGAGCCCAAACGAGGAGAUCAUGGACAACAGCCCUGGUGGUGGUGGAGUUAUCCUCUAUGCUGGAUCUUCAGGCAGCGCCAGCCCCAGCCCUGGGAGCCCUUCCAGUGGGUACCAGACCCAGUCGCCCUCAUGCCACUCCCAGCCCUCGUCUCCGGAGGGGGGCACGUGCUUCCAGGAGAUUGGAGCCCUGAAGCAGCAGUCUCAUCGAGGGGACAGCCGUGUAGAGCAGGGAAGAGCAUCCCCACCCAAGAUGGUCUUUCAGUUCCCAGAGGUCUCCAGCGCUGGCCAAGUCUCCAACGCUCAGUCCUCCUACAGCCACCCACCUGCAGCCAAGAGACAGUGCACCUUCAGCGGCACAUUCACCAAGACUGGAGGGAUGGUGCUGCUGUGCAAAGUCUGUGGAGACAUUGCAUCUGGGUUCCACUACGGAGUCCACGCAUGUGAAGGCUGCAAGGGGUUCUUCCGACGCAGUAUCCAGCAAAACAUCCAUUACAAGAUGUGCGUGAAGAACGAGAACUGUCUGAUCAUGAGGAUGAACCGCAACCGAUGCCAACACUGCCGCUUCAAGAAGUGCCUGAGUGUGGGCAUGUCCCGUGACGCUGUGCGAUUCGGCCGCAUUCCGAAGCGCGAGAAGCAACGCCUCUUGGACGAGAUGCAGAGCUACAUGAACAGUCUGAACGAGGCGUCGUCCGUGGAGAUGGAACUAUCCCUCGCUGCAGCCGAGACCCCGUGCAGCCCUUCCACCCAACAACCCCAGCCCAGCGAACCCAUUCCACAGUCCUACCGCAUCCUACCUCCCGCACAGGACGAAAAACCCGUCAUCAAGAACCAACACAGCACUUUCCACACAAACCCGGAGUCCAACCAGUCCAUGGCGACGGCUCAAACACAAGAGCAGCUGUCAAAUUACCAGCAAAUAUGCCCCAAGAUUGAGAACACGUCGAAUUUGGAUAUCAGUAAUGGCAACUACGGCUAUUCCAGUCAGUGUCCAGUGAGUGGCAACAUCGUGCAACAUCCCUAUCCCACCAAUCACAACAGCUACGAGACGCAAGGCCAGACGACGUGUCCAUGGAAGCUCCAGUCAGGCGCUAAAGUGCUGGCGUGUCCUUUGAACUCGUGUCCCGUGGCCCCGUCCGGUCGUUCGAGUCAGGAGGUCUGGGAGUCCUUCUCUCAGUGCUUCACUCCGGCGGUGAAGGAGGUUGUGGAGUUCGCCAAGAGCAUCCCAGGCUUCCAGGCGCUCAGCCAGCACGACCAAGUGAUGCUGCUCAAGUCCGGCACGUUCCAGGUGUUGAUGGUUCGGUUCUGCUCCCUGUUCGACCCCAAAGAACGCACGGUGACGUUCUUGAACGGACAGACUUACGCACUGGCGUCGCUGCGAGCGCUGGGCAUGGGCGUGCUGCUGGACGCCAUGUUUGACUUCAGUGAGAAGCUGGGAUCCUUGGGUCUGGAGCCCGACGAGAUGGCCCUCUUCAUGGCCGUGGUCCUGGUGUCUGCAGACCGUUCUGGCAUCGUUGACACCGGAGCCGUGGAGCAGCUUCAGGAAAACCUGAUCAAAGCCUUGCGCUCUCUUAUCACACGCAGACGUCCAGAUGAUUCCACGCUUUUCUCCAAACUAUUGCUGCGCCUCCCGGACCUGCGCACCCUCAACAACCAGCACUCCGACAAACUCCUGGCCUUCCGCAUCGACCCCUGA
Molecule: messenger RNA, 1932 nt
Organism: Knipowitschia caucasica
Lineage: Eukaryota; Metazoa; Chordata; Actinopteri; Gobiiformes; Gobiidae
Source: the annotation of a GenBank genome assembly